GAACCUGCGCUUAUCUGCACUGGGCACAGUGCCCUCUAUCCAGUCCCACUGCAGGGAGGUAAAGCCCAGCAGCUCAGUGUUGAACAAUGACUGGAACAGCAAUGUGCUGACUCCUGCCCCGACCCACAGGCCCAUCUACUUUUCAGCACCAGCAUGUAUAAAUAGGUCCAUUUACUCUGGGGUGUGGACAUCGUUUUUGUGGAGCCCCCUGUGAGCACUGCACUGCUAUUCUUUGGGGCCGGUCAGGUAAAUCAGCAUUCAGACACACACAGUAGCAUGGCUCUGAAUAACCCCACCCCACUGGGACCAUGGAAGAUCACAGUUUAUGACCAGGAGAACUUCCAAGGGAAGCGCCUGGAGUUUACCUCAGCCUGCCAGAACAUCAUGGAGUGUGGCGUUGACAACAUCCGCUCCCUGAAGGUGGAGUGUGGAGCCUGGGCAGGAUAUGAACACUCCAGUUUCUGUGGACAGCAGUUUGUGUUGGAGAGAGGAGAGUAUCCUCACUGGGAGUCAUGGAGCGGCAGCAACGCCUACCACAUUGAGAGGAUGAUGUCCUUCCGCCCCAUCUGCUCUGCUAUCCACAAGGAGUCUAAGAUGGUGUUGUUUGAGAAGGAGAACUUCAUGGGACGCCAGUGGGAGAUAAAUGAUGACUACCCCUCUCUGCAGGCCAUGGGCUGGGGCAACAACGAGAUUGGAUCUAUGCAAAUUCAGAGCGGCUCCUGGGUGUGCUACCAGUUUCCAGGUUACCGUGGUUACCAGUACAUCAUGGAGUGUGAUCGUCAUGGCGGCGAGUACAAACAUUACAGAGAGUGGGGCUCCCAUGCUCAGUCCUUCCAGGUGCAGUCACUGCGUCGAAUCCAGCAAUGAGACCCGCUGCCUCCUCUCCCAAACCUCUCACUCUUUACCUCCUCCAGCUCCUCUUCCUCCGCCCCCCCUUCACCCAGUCAUUCCAAGCUUUAGCCGGCUCUGUCACACCUUGGUGAAGGCUGACACUUUGCUGGUGCUUCACAAUCAAGAUGUUUACCGCACUUUUGUUUUGUUCUGUUGCCAAAUGAAAAUAGUGAGAAACGAUGGAAAGAAUUAAGGGAAAAAAAACAAUCACAAGAGAAGCCCCUGACUGACGCCCCACCAUGAAAAGAAAGGAAAUCAAAGGCCUCAGGGUGGAGAUGUCACUUAGAGUCAUUGCUUCUCAUAUUUGUGGGUAAAGAUGGUGCUACCAGUGAUCAACAAAGAAGGGGCAACUUAAAAUAAACAGAAAUACAAGAGUCUGCUGCUAA
This is a messenger RNA of Etheostoma spectabile (orangethroat darter), 1277 nucleotides long. It is a transcript of the gene cryba1a, whose product is annotated as crystallin, beta A1a. Gene Ontology annotation, molecular function: structural constituent of eye lens. Gene Ontology annotation, biological process: lens development in camera-type eye; visual perception. The transcript is spliced from 6 exons. The record is from RefSeq and is a predicted model, not a curated record. The coding region runs from base 277 to 867 and encodes 196 amino acids. Lineage: Eukaryota; Metazoa; Chordata; Actinopteri; Perciformes; Percidae.